ACCCGGCGCAGAAAGAGCGGCCCGAGGGUUAUGGGAUAACACCACACUGCUGUCCGUGUCUCGGGCAGGGGAGGAAGCCCACCGUCUCGCCAGGAGAUCCGAGCCCCGCUUGCCGUGGGAGCCCUGAGGGUGAAUCCCGCCUUGUCCUUCCCCGCCGUAGCGGCCGGGGCCGGCAGGGGGCGCUGCGGCGCCGGGCGGCGGCGGGGGCGGGCGGGGACGGGACGCCAUUGCGUUGCUAUGAGCUGUCGCUCCCCCUGCGGCGGCGGCGGGCGGACCGGGCGCUGAUUUUGCUGCUUGCUUUCCUCCCGCCUGGUUCCUGGAUCCAGCCUCCUGCCUGCCUGCCUGCCUGCCGCGCGGGCCGGGCUGUCCGUCCGGCGGCCUGGUGGCACUAGCGGGGCGGGGAGGAUGAGCACGGCGGGACCGGGCGGCAGCAGCACGAGCAGCAGCUCAUCAGCGCAAGCAGCAGCCGCUGCCGCGGCGGCGGGGCCGGUCACUGAGCGAGUAGCACCGCGGCGGACGCAGGGCAUGGAGCCCCAGCCCGGCGCCUCCCGCCCUGCCGCCGAAGAGGAGGAGGACGGCGGCGGCGGCGGGUCCGGCGGGCAGCCGGAGGCGCUGUCGCUGGAGGAGAUCCUACGGCUCUACAACCAGCCCAUCAACGAGGAGCAGGCGUGGGCCGUAUGUUACCAGUGCUGCGCCUCGCUGCGCGCCCGCGCCCGCCGCGGAGAGACCCCCGCCGGCAGGCCGGGGGCGGCGGCCGCGCACCUCCGCGUCUGGCGGGACGGCGCCGUCACCCUGGAGCAGGACGAGCCCGACCGGCCGCCCCCGCCCGCCGCAGGUAAAUCAAGCCAUUUACACUGCACAGAAAUGGAGGUUAUUGAAUCACUGGGGAUUAUUAUAUAUAAAGCCCUUGACUAUGGUUUGAAGGACAAUGAAGAGCGGGAAUUAAGUCCUCCACUGGAGCAGCUUAUUGACUACAUGACUAAUACUACAGAAACAGAUGGGAGUAGGGAUGAAGGAUAUGAUGCUCUGGAUGAAGGAGUGGAGGAUGACAAUGAGGACGACAAAGAGGAAAUUGAGGCCAUUCAUUCCUAUAAAGAUGUCAUGAAGUUGUGUGCUGCCCACCUGCCAACCCGAUCAGAGGCUCCAAACCACUAUCAAGCAGUAUGUCGGGCUCUGUUUGCUGAAACAAUGGAGCUGUACACUUUCUUGGCCAAAAUUAAAAGUGCAAAAGAGAACCUGAAGAAGAUUCAGGAAAUGGACAAAGAGGGAAGUGAUGAAUCCAGCACAGAUCUUGAUGACUUAAAAAAUGCUGACUGGGCUCGUUUUUGGGUGCAAGUGAUGCGAGAUUUACGGAAUGGUGUUAAACUUAAGAAAGUUCAAGAGCGUCAGUACAACCCACUCCCAAUAGAAUAUCAGCUCACACCCUAUGAGAUGCUGAUGGAUGAUAUUAGAUCCAAACGCUACACCUUAAGGAAGGUCAUGGUCAACGGUGACAUCCCACCUCGAUUAAAAAAGAGUGCCCAUGAAAUAAUCCUGGAUUUCAUCCGAUCGCGACCUCCAUUAAAUCCUGCCUCGGCAAGGAAACUGAAACCAACCCCACCACGGCCACGCAGCCUUCAUGAAAGGAUACUGGAGGAAAUCAAGGCGGAGAGGAAGUUACGUCCAGUCUCACCUGAUGAGAUAAGGCGUAGCAGGCUGGAUGUGCCAACGCCAGAGGCUGGAAGAAAAGUAGUGGAUGCCUCUGUAGUGAACGGUGGCCUGGCACCACAAGGAAAGCAGAAUGGGACCACACAAGUAACAGUACAACGCAAGAGACUCCUUAAAGCUCCCACAUUGGCUGAACUUGACAGCUCAGAUUCAGAGGAGGAAUCAGUGCACAAGUCAGGAAGUAGCAGCAGCAUCUCCCCCUCACAAGUGGAAGACCCCUCUCAAGAAGGCACCAGCAGCAGGAAGAUGCCUCCGAAGUUCUUGCCCAUAUCGUCUACACCACAGCCUGAGAGACGGCAGCCACCUCAGAGACGACACUCCAUUGAAAAGGAAACACCAACCAAUGUGAGACAGUUCCUACCCCCUUCAAAACAGAGCUCCAGGUCACUUGAGGAGUUCUGUUACCCAGUGGAAUGUCUGGCUCUGACAGUGGAGGAGGUCAUGCACAUCCGUCAGGUGCUGGUGAAGGCAGAGCUGGAAAAGUACCAGCAAUAUAAAGAUGUCUACACUGCUCUCAAGAAAGGAAAGCUCUGCUUUUGCUGUCGAACAAGAAGGUUUUCUUUCUUUACCUGGUCUUACACUUGUCAGUUCUGUAAGAGGCCUGUAUGCUCACAGUGUUGCAAAAAAAUGCGGUUGCCAUCAAAGCCAUACUCUACUCUCCCCAUCUUCUCACUGGGACCUUCAACCUUGCAAAGAGGAGAAAGCUUUAUGAGGCCAGAGAAGCCCUCUACCAGUCACCACCAUUCACUGCGGAGCAGGUUGACCUCAAGGUCCAAGUCUGUGGAUAAGUCACAUGAAGAGUUUCCCAAAGAAUUAAUGGAGGACUGGAGCACAAUGGAGGUUUGCGUGGACUGCAAGAAGUUUAUUUCAGAAAUCAUCAAUUCAAGCCGGCGCAGCCUAUCUCUGGCCAACAAGCGAGCCAGAUUAAAAAGGAAAACGCAGUCCUUCUACAUGUCAUCCCCGGGAACCUCCGAGUACUGCCCCUCCGAAAGGACUAUCAAUGAGAUCUGAGCCGUGUGCCUUUUUCUUUGCUUUUGUCUUCAUGAGGUCAUCAUCCAUGGGCAAGGUCACUGAAAACGGAUUAUCAAUUCCCUUGCUUCGUUUCACUCGGCUGGCUUGGAUUUGCAUUAGGUCACAGGAUUUCCUACUCCAGCGGUUCCCGGAGACACAGGACGCUAUGCUUAGAUCUGUGCAGAAUGAUGCAAUGGGUCAGCUGCUCGCACUGGAAGAAAAUCAAUAGUUUGAAAUUGUUGCCUCUUUUGUACGUGUGCGUCGAAACUAGAAAGCCUUUUCUUGCUUUCAAUCUUUUUUUAACCAUGCUUUGAAUCAUUUUUCAGGAGAUGAGAUGAAAACGUGUGUUUGGUGGGGAACCAAACCUAACCAAGUGUCAGUGUUAGCACAGUAGCAAACAGUAAGUCAUACGGGCGCUACCACCCUCGUUGUGCUCACGUCCUAGUUGAAACAGCAGAGGGUUGUAUCGCACACCAGACCCCGAGUGUGAGCGGCUCUGGGUAAAACCAUCUUCCUUGGAACCGUUUCAGUUGCUCUGAGAUCAGGGUUCAGCACAGGGCUCUACAGUGUCUGUGUCCUGGGGCAAAGCAGGCGACAAAGCUCUUCACUCGUGUGGUUGGCCAUACCCCCGAGCUGCUGUAACUUUUUAAGCCUUAGUGUACUUCUAAGUGUCUCCUGAGCAGGUUUUAGUAGUUUACUUUCUAUCUUGAAUGUAUGAUAAUGACUACUAGUAGCAGUGAAUUUUAGUAGUAGAGAGAGUUGUACAGUUUAUGAGGAGGACAGGAAAUAAGGGAGGCUUCUAAUUUUAACUGAAUACCUGUAAAGUUGUUCUUGUGGUUACUCAGAGAAAACAGUGAGUAAGGUGUAAAUUUGUAUUAUAAUGGAGCACACAGAUACUGCUAUAGUUCUGUCUGACAGCAUAUCCACUAGUAACCCCAUUUUUUCUGGGGUUUAUAACUUGGCUGUAAAAAUUCAUGUUCUGCUGAAAUUUGGGACAGUGCUGUCUCAGAUUGGGAGCGACCUCUUUUUUCCUUUAAUCUUUUCUUUUUCAUUCUUUUCCCCUUUCUAAUUCACUCACAAAACCGUGCUAGACUAGUUGUUUAGAAGUUCCAACGAUGUUACAUCAACUGACAUCUUGUGCUUUUUUGUACUUUUUUUUAUAUUCAAAUUACUUUUUUUUUUUUUUUAAUUCAUGCAUAGCCAGGGUUUAGUCAAUAAUUUGGGGCCAGAGCUUUUUGGUAUUUAAAACAAGCUAACAUAGCCAAGUUAUUGAUACUUGAAAAUCAACUACUGUAACUUUUUCAUAAAUUUUUAAUACCCUGGGGCAUAUUUAAUAUCUAUAUAGCAGUGUAUUAUAGAAUGACAUAGCAGCAAAGUGUCAGAUCUAUUUAUUAACAUUUCUAUACUUCAGAUUAAUGAGAGAUACCUCAGAACUGCUCCAAAGUAGCUGGGACUAUAUUUCUAUAACAUGAUUUUAAAAAUAUAUUGAUCAAAACAGAUUCCCCUGUCCACAAAGCCCAAGAGGCAGACUGCCCCUCCAGCCCUGGCAAGGCACAGUGCUGAGGUUGGGAGGCACCAAGGCUGGUCGGCUCCAGUGUGGUAGCUGGGCUGCUGCCUCACUGCGGGAGCCUCCUGCUGCCCAGGGGAGCGAGGCUUCCCCUUCGGAGUCUCUGUGCAUGUCACACUGCAGCCUUAGGGGCAGCCGGCCAUGUCAUCUCUUCUAAGCUGAUUUGAAAAGCACAUGCUCUGUAAACCUUCCCAGGGACUCUUCCAUCCCUAUUUUUCGUUAAACACCCUCUUGGAAAAUGAGAAUUUUUGCAUAUGCAGGGCUUAUUGGAAUAGUUUCUAAUUUUUUCUGAACCAAUGCAAACAGGAAAAGCAGGGCUCAGUGCUAACUCUCCCUCAUAGCUGUCCCAUGUAAAGUCAGGUGUCAUGGCCCUCUCCUCGGGAUACCUCUGGAAAAAUGUCUCGCAUGUUAAAGCACCUAAAGUACUGGCAUGAGAUAAGUAUGUAGGAUUGCAGAAAGUGAGCAGCAGAGACGGGCUGAUGGGAAAGGUUCUGCUGUUGCUUGAAGGGUCUCCUGUCUUCAGUCACAUCAGCACUUUUUCUUGUUUCUGUGCCAAAACCAGGCAGUGUGUUGGCUGCACAGUGCAUCAGGGAAACUAGACUGAAAGAAAUGCAGGAAAUCUCACUUUGCAUCUAUGCUGUUGUUGUUGUCAUAAUUUUCUCAUGGAAAUCCUCUAGCCACCGUCACUCAGACCUCUGCUCACAGUCCUGUUCUCUGCUGUCCUCAAGCCACUGAGGUGCAGAGUAUCCAGCAUGUUUAUCUUCCUCUUUGAGAGGAAUUUAGGAUGUUGUAGAGCAGGCAAGAUGAAGGACUAAGUAAAUCCUGAUUGUGCAAAGGGAAAUGAGUCCUUCAUGCCUGUGCCCCCCUCCACCUUGGCAGUGUUCAGGGGUGGCUCUGGGGCAGCAGCAGAGCCUUGCAAUUGUGCCUUUCCGGGCUGCCCAGCAGUCCUUGGCUCAGGCUGGGCUCAGCUAUGCUGGGCAGGGCACAGACACUGAACAACAACGCAGUGGUUGUACAAACUGCUCCCUGUUGCUCACACAGCGCUGCCAUGCCUGGAUAACCUCCCUUUUUCCCUGGAAAAAACCCUCCAGGCUGCUGACAGACUCUGUGGCAGACUCCAGAAAACACGUUGUGGAGGGCUGCCUCUCCCCUUGCCUCCCAUCCCUUCCUCCCUGGCACAAUUGCCCGCAUUAUCCCGGCAUUUCAUUCCGCAAAAGGAAAAGCGGCGGGUUGGUUUGUCACACAGAGCCUGAAGGAGCUCAGCUCCCUGGUUGCCUGGCUCUGCGGAGUGGGCUAUUUUUAGCUUUCCAUCUCGCUGCUUGCGCGAGCAUCCCAAAUCUACUGCAGCCAUUUGCCUGCACACCCCGCGGUGCUGCCCAGCAUGUCCUACUUACGGUCUGAACUUCACAGUAGCAUCAGAGGAUGAAAACAGAAGCUUGUAAAUAUCUGUAAUAUAUUUAUUAAUAUUUAGGAAAUCUCCAUCAAUCAUGCAGUGGGAAUUGACUUUCCUAUGUUGUUUUAAAAAAGGAAAUGAGUCUUAUUUAUAUGUGUGUUGGCUGUUAUCUUUUAAUAGAGUUGAUGCUUUCAGCCCCCUAAUGCAGUUUGCACUCAAGAGGCAUCCUGGAGUGAAUUACUGCUGAAACGAAUGCAGAACUAGCACAGUGAGCUCCCUUCCAUGAAUUUUUAAAUUAUUUUCAUUUUUUUAGCUUUAUUAGUAUGCCCAAGGUUUGUUUAAAUAUGUCAUAGGAGACCCAAGGAGCUAAAAAUGCCUCUGGCAGCAUCAGUCUCGUUUUGUACGUGAACCUGGUUGUGGGGAAUGCAAAACCAGCUCUGCCUCACGGAGGCGAUGGAGGACGUGAGCAGGCCUUUGCUGCAGCUCUCAGACCUGAUCUUUCAAGUGUUCAUGGUGACAGUAGUGUUUUGGGAGGUUGUUGUGUUUUUUUCUCUUUCCCCAUUACUUCCUUUAUACAUGGAGGAGUGUUACCUGGUGAAAAUAAAAUGCCUUUCCAUUAUAACCUUUGUCUGUGUUAAUUAUUCAUGUAGAAGCUGAUUUUAAAGGUUCUGUCUCUCUCUUUUUCGCGCUUUUAUAAUUUUGUAAAAUCAGUCAUGUUUCUUUUGGCAAAGAAUUGUUAAUGAAAAUGAUUGCAUAACAGCUGAACACUGGCUGGGCUGCAUGAAGGGAUGGAAACAUGUCCAGUACCCUUAGAAUAGCAAUAAAACUGCUUGUGUAACCCCAGUGAUGUGAUUUAGGUCCUAGUCAUCAUUUCCAGCCAAAUCCCUCUGUUACCAAUGUGCUGCUUCUUCCAACACUGGCAGGCUGUACCUGAGGCAGUGUGCUUGUCCUGCAUGUGGUACAGGCUUUGGGAGAUCUCCAUCCCUCCCUCAUCAUUGGGAGAGAAAUGGUGGCAGUCUUUUGGAAAAGUUUUUAAUGGAUUGGUUUGUUUUUAAACCAGAAGUGGAGACAUUUUUAUCACAACUAUUACAUUGUUCUCUCCCAAGCUUCCCUCUUUCCCCAGGCAAGUUCAGCAUCAAUCCCCUGGUUAAUACUGGCUGCAUGCUCUAUAGGUUAAAACUAAUUUAGAAGCUCCAGCUUUAAGCUCCUGAUUGCUACCUUCAUGCUUUACCUCAUCUAGCAGCUCUGUACACCAUUUAGGAAUGUCUUUCUUACAAGCUCAGUCUCAUCUGUGAAACAGUGACAGCACACAGGCAUGAGGGAACGGUGCUGCAACUGGUGCUACAGCAUAUAGAUUAUGUUCAUGUUAUCAGAAAAUUUUAUACUAUCGCCAUGUUCAUAACUUGGAGCUGCUCUGGUUUAUUUCCUCUUUUGUAUGUGUGUACCUUAAGGCCAAUCUGAGAAUGUUUAUGAAUAAUGAUUCCAGCUAUAAAAACCUCUACUGUUGUUUCUGUCUGAUUUUUACUACUGUGUUUCAGCUUUUUUUUUUUUUUUGGGUACCUGAGAUCACUAUUCACAGGAAAUUUCCUGGCAGGAGAACCAUGACAGAGGGGCAUUGGCUCAGCCUGACGUGAUACACAGACACAGAAACCCCUUCCUGGUGAGCGGCCUUUCAUAAGCACUUCUUUCACGGCAGCUCCAUUGAAUCCUGCGCCCCAGUCCUCUCCUGCUGGGAGCUGAGCAGCACCCAUGAAUUCCAGCAGCCCAUGACAGAGGCAGUUUCUGGCCCUCCCUGUGCCCACACUUUGACGUUGAAAAAUCCCAGAGACGCUCACGUUCCUCAGUUGACCCAGCAGAAGCCAUGAGCUUGUCCAUGACCCAUGUCCCUGGGUCCCCAUCUGCAAAAACAGGGACUUCAGAGUGGCUACAACUGUUUAAAGAAUUUUGAGAGCUGCUGCUGAAGAGCUGAGUGUUCAGUGUCAGAGCUGAAAGGGUCCUGCAGUGCUUUCACUACUUGAAAGCAAUUAGCACCCCUUCCAGGUGAAAGGAAUUCCAGAGAGUUGAAACUUCAUAAGCAAAGACUUGUGAAUGAAUUUGACCAUGGUAGAUCUGCACUCAGCAAAUGUCAUGGGGCAUUAUCAGGAGAUGGAGCUAAAUAGGUAUCAAGUAGACACGGCCAAUUUUACACAACAGUAGCUUAGUUUGUUUAUUUGCACUAAACUAGAAUUCAGUAACUUUCCAGUUUCUUCUCUGGUUGGGCUGUUUUGCAGCAGCAGUGCCUGGCUGAACUGAGUGUCAGAUACACAGGUAUUCUGUCCUGAAGUAACAACCGGUUGUUGAGAUGGUUUCUGUAGAAUAUUUCUAGAGGAAGCCCUUUGGAACAGACCCUUUGGAAUAGACCUUACUAUAGCUAAUUAAAAAACACAUUUGUAAGCAGAUAGACUUCCAAGGUGCCAGGCUACUACUGUCAGCUCACAGCUGAAAAAGACCUGUUUCAUUAUUGACAUUCAGUUAAAACAAAAAGUGCAUCCAGUAUGAAAAAAAAAACAUAAUCUUCAUGCCUCCCAUGCUGUAACAUUUCCACAAAGCUUCAGGUCCUCCCUGCAUUUCUCUAACCAGUCACAUCAGUGCUUAACAGUGGGAAUGAGCAAUGCUUUGGCUUUUGCAGGACAGGCUGUAGGCGAGACAUUGCAACGUGGGAUUGUUAAACUGGAUUUCAGAGGCUGCUAAAUCUAGAAUUAAAGGACAUGGGCAUGAGUUGACGCAACUUCUGCAGGAGGCUGGCUUCCACAGUUCAGUGGAAAUGAGCACCAGUUAAGCUGACACAGGUCUCUAGAGAGGCAGCCAAGGCCUAGCUUCAGCUUAGACAUUUAAGAUGAGCAUGUUUCUAUUGAAGGGGCUGGUGGUUACAUUACCUGUGAAUCAGAAAGCAAAACAAAGAUAGUGAGUAGUGUAUUUGAGCUUUAUUCUGUUAAAGCUGGUUCCCCUCCCCAAAGCCCUUCUUUAAUAAAGGAAAACCCAAACAGGAGAUGCACUUUUUGGACAUGAACAAAGCACAAACCCUUCCCCUUUGAACUUCUCCUGCUUCUGUGCUGUCACUGUGCAUGUACUGUCUGUGUGGCUUCAGGUACAUCAGGGGCAUCAGGUCUAACAGAGAAAGGCAACAGAAUUGUCUUCUUGUUUUCAUGUUAUGUGGUACUGAAAUGCAAUUUCAUGUUUAUGCAUUACUAAUAAAAAGUUCUUGGAUA
This is a messenger RNA of Pipra filicauda (Wire-tailed manakin), 8926 nucleotides long. RefSeq names its product spire type actin nucleation factor 1 (gene SPIRE1). NCBI's taxonomy places the organism in Eukaryota, Metazoa, Chordata, Aves, Passeriformes, Pipridae. The record is from RefSeq and is a predicted model, not a curated record. Gene Ontology annotation, molecular function: actin binding. Gene Ontology annotation, biological process: intracellular transport; actin filament polymerization; actin filament network formation. Gene Ontology annotation, cellular component: cytoplasmic vesicle membrane; cell cortex.